AUGGAGCCGACAUCGAGCCCGCAGAUCUCUUUCUCCGUCGACUUCGUCGACGACAAUGAUUUCAUCUCCAUAAGCCCACGCUCUAAAUUGCCAAAGAAGUUUGACACGGAACGAGAAAAGGUGCCGGUGUGCAAUGUAGAUUUUGAGUUUCUCUCUAGCAACUCCACCGGUGAUAGAAUGUUAACGACCGAUGAGCUCUUCUUUGAAGGCAAGCUUCUUCCCUUCUGGGAAAUGCAGCACUUGGAGAAACUAAACAUGAUAUCUCUUAAAACAAAGGAUGCAGAAGGAGACCAUUGGACGGAGGAGGUCUUCUCACACUCUCUUCGACUCUUCGUAUAG
Molecule: messenger RNA, 339 nt
Organism: Nelumbo nucifera (sacred lotus)
Lineage: Eukaryota; Viridiplantae; Streptophyta; Magnoliopsida; Proteales; Nelumbonaceae
Source: RefSeq, a predicted model, not a curated record